This is a messenger RNA of Eurytemora carolleeae, 2340 nucleotides long. RefSeq names its product tubulin--tyrosine ligase-like protein 12 (gene TTLL12). Bases 356 to 2218 code for a protein of 620 amino acids. The transcript is spliced from 18 exons. The record is from RefSeq and is a predicted model, not a curated record. Lineage: Eukaryota; Metazoa; Arthropoda; Copepoda; Calanoida; Temoridae. Gene Ontology annotation, biological process: protein modification process.
AAAUUGCCGUACACUGCAGAAAAGUGGUUUUUAUAAGGAUCAGAAAAAGUUGUGUUUUCUGUUAACUAAAUUAAAAGUUAUAGCUCAGGCUAUUUUAUAUUUUCAAAAAGAUUUUAUAACAUUAAUCUGCUGCUUUAUAUCUGGUGUUUUAUACUGAAAGCCAUCAUUAUUAAGUCAAAUAGAAAAGAUAAAGGUGCUUAUAUUUCCUGUCAAGUAGUUUUUGCAGUUUCUGUUUUUUUACUCUUUAUAUCACAUUGUUUAAAUUCGUCAUGGAAAUUACAAGGUGGAAAUUGUUUGGCAUAAAAACACUGGAUUUUUUUAUUUGGCCAUUUUUCAUUUUUCAGAUUUAGAAAAAAUGCCUGUUGCUUCCCAGAAUGGAUUGGAUCCUCUUCUGAUCUUUGUUUCUCAGCAUAAAAACCAGUUGGAGUCGGGGGGUGUUCCUAAACAUCUAUGGAACGCCCUUUUUUCCAAGAUCUCAAAUGGAGUAUUUGAUGCCGGAGAUGCUUUUGCCCUAUUGAGUAUUGAAUAUGAAAAAGGAGAUUGGAAGGAAGGAAAUCCUAGGUGGAAAGUCGUUAGCAAGGUAGAGAUGGAUACAAACAGCCCAGAUCAUAUUUAUCUAGUUGAUCAUUCUUGGACCUACAGAACAGAGAAUGCACGUAAAAACCUGGAGGAGAUCCCAGGAUUGGUUACAAGAAUGUCAGCACUAAUGGAUCUAAAAAUGGAUGUAGAUGAAGAUGAACUGCCAGCAAAAGACAUGAUUGAAAAGAUUAUGGUAGAGAAAUGGAAAUACAGCCAAACAUACAGUAUUGCUAGCGCCGAGAAUGUUGAAGAAAGGCAGCCUUUAUGGUAUGUUCUUGAUGAGUUUGGUUCCAGAAUUCAGCAUUCAAACUUUCCAUCCUUCCGGCUUGUGCCUUUUUUAUAUCUUGGGGACGGAUGUGGAUACUCACUUCUCUUUCCUAUUAAAGCUAUAGCUCAAGGUUCUGAGGUAACGCGGGAUUAUGUUGAGAGUUUAGAAGCAGAAGACUCAAUGACUAGGAAUUGUUUACUUGCGGCCUGGUUUACAUUUGAUGUUUCAAAUGAGGAUUCCACACAGAUAGAACCAGAUAAAUCAUUCUUUAUGUCCGGCCGAGAGUUGGAAACCCUUCCGGAUCCUUCAACUCCAGUCUCUACCCUUCCUAAAGAUCGGAAAAUUAAGGUAUAUGCCGAGUAUGAGCACAUCAGAUCCAACCUGACCGACUCAAGAUUGGAGUUGACGGACAACAUGGCUGAAGCUGAUAUACUCUGGUUAUCCUCACAUUUCAAGGAUUACGAGAACUUCAGUUUGGAGUUUCCUGAGAAGAAAAUAAACCAGUUUCCUUUCGAGAACGUGAUUACAAUUAAAGAUCUGCUUUGCGUUGUGUCAAGACGGAUCCAAGAUGUCAACAGUGAAGGUCAUGGCCCCAAUUGGCUUCCAGUCACGUUUAACCUGAAAACAGAAUUAAAGGAGUUCCUAAGCUACUUCCAGAAACGAGAAAAAGAUGGUUUGGAUAAUCAUUGGAUCAUUAAACCCUGGAACCUAGCAAGAGGUCUGGACACUCAAGUCUCAAGUAAUCUUUCCCAUAUUCUUCGUUUACCGUUCUCCGGUCCUAAGAUUGCACAAAAGUAUCUGGAGGAUCCUGUACUAUUUCACCGACCAGAGCUGGGGGAAGUCAAAUUCGACAUCAGAUAUAUCAUACUUUUGAAAUCUGUACAACCUUUACAGGUGUACGCUUACAACCGGUUCUGGCUGAGAUUUGCCAAUAUACCAUUUGAUCUCAGUGAAUUAGAUAUUUACGAGAAGCACUUCACCGUGAUGAACUACACUCCAGUUCAACUUAAACAAAUGUACUGCCAGGAUUUCAUAUUGGAGUUCGAGAAACAGAACUCAGGUUUUGCUUGGGACACGGUUCAGCAGGAUAUAUUCAAAAUGAUCAAAGGUGUAUUUGAGGGGGCUACAGCUUUACCCCCACCUUGUGGUUUAGGAGCAAGUCCGCAGUCUGGGGCUAUGUACGCAACGGACUUAAUGCUCUCCUGGGAUAAAGACAAAGAUGGGAACAAGAUCUUGGUUCCAAAAAUGCUCGAGUUCAAUUGGUCUCCUGACUGUGAGCGUGCCUGUCAGUACUAUCCGGAAUUCUUCAACAACGUCUUUUCCACUCUGUUCCUGGAUCAACCAGAAGGACAAAAUGUAACAGCAAUCUGAGCCUCUACAGAAAAAAUGUUUUUAUGAUGAACAUUGAAGUUUUUUUUCAAACGUUUUACAAUAUACGUUGUUUUAAUAAACUAUUUUUUACGUGGAAGCUAGUCAUUACAUUUCUGAUUUGA